Molecule: messenger RNA, 1556 nt
Organism: Etheostoma cragini (Arkansas darter)
Lineage: Eukaryota; Metazoa; Chordata; Actinopteri; Perciformes; Percidae
Gene: tmem120b
Product: transmembrane protein 120B
Exons: 12
Coding region: 185-1201 (338 amino acids)
Biological process (GO): fat cell differentiation
Cellular component (GO): membrane
Source: RefSeq, a predicted model, not a curated record
GUUUUUAUUAUUUUGUUGUAAAAAAAUAAUAAUUUUAUUUUAGUGUCUUCAACUGUGUCGUCUGUCGAUGUGCGCAUGCUCCCUGCAGCCCAGUUAAAAAAGCUUAGAGUGGACGGAGCGUGAGCAUAUACGCUACUCGGGAGACAGCUGAAGUCGUCCUCUCUACAUCAGCUACUGUACCAUAAUGUCCAAACCAAAGUUUCAGGCGGAGUGGGAGGAAAUUGACGAGGAAUAUCAACAAUUACAGGAAACUCACAAAAUAUACAGACAGAAACUUGAGGAGCUCACCAAUCUUCAGACAACCUGCAGCAGCGCAAUCAGUAAACAGAGAAAAUGCCUCAAAGACCUAAAGCGCAGCUUGACCAAGUGUUCAAAAACCUGCGACAAGAAAGAAUUGGAACUAAUAAAAGACAUCAAAACACAAAUUAAAGAUAAAGAAAAUGUCUUUUUUGAUAUGGAAGCAUAUUUGCCAAAGAAAAACGGGUUGUACCUAAAUUUGGUCCUGGGCAAUGUGAACGUAACUCUUCUCAGCAACCAGGCCAAAUUUGCCUACAAAGAUGAAUAUGAGAAGUUCAAGCUUUACAUGACAAUAAUCCUGAUGUUUGGAGCAAUAACCUGUCUAUUCUUUCUCAACUGUCGAGUCACUGAUGAAAUCUUCAACUUUUUGCUGGUGUGGUACUACUGCACACUGACCAUAAGGGAAAGCAUCCUCAUGAGCAAUGGCUCCAGGAUCAAAGGUUGGUGGGUGUCUCACCAUUAUGUAUCCACCUUUCUGUCAGGAGUGAUGCUCACCUGGCCAGAGGGGCCAAUGUAUCAGAUGUUCAGAAGCCAGUUCCUUGCUUUCUCCAUCUACCAGAGCUUUGUUCAGUUCCUGCAGUAUUAUUACCAGAGUGGAUGCUUAUACAGGCUGCGAGCUUUGGGAGAGAGAAAUCAGCUGGACCUCACAGUGGAGGGAUUCCAGUCCUGGAUGUGGAGAGGCCUCACUUUUCUUUUACCAUUCCUCUUUUUUGGCCAUUUUUGGCAGCUCUACAACUCAGUGACCCUGUUUCGUUUGGGCCGACAUGAGAACUGUAAGGAGUGGCAGGUAUUUAUGCUGGCACUGACAUUUCUCGUCCUAUUCCUGGGAAAUUUUCUCACAACGGUGAAAGUCGUCCAUCAGAAGGUUCAGAAAAAACAGGAAAAGGUGCAAAAAAAUGACUAAGACAAAAACUCGGAUUCUUACAAACGGCCAGUAAUUUCAAAGCAACACGCACAAUCGCUUGAUAGACUGACCCACACUAUGAUCAGGCUGGGAGAAGACAAAGCUGAAACCACUGUUUCUCUCUGGCUUCGAUGGCAGCAGCGUCCAGCCAAAGUAUCUGGCCAACAGGCUUCUGCUUUCUAAUGACUUGUCGUUGAUGUUGCUGCACAGUCGGUCUCAACACAAAGUGAUGUACACCUGAUACAUGGAACAGUUUGUCGUUAUAUUCUGUACAUAUUAACCAAGAGGGAAGAAUGUGUUGUUAUUUGCGUGUUUGUGUCUGCGCAUGAAUCUGUCCGAGAGCCUUUUGUUCAAA